This is a messenger RNA of Ceratitis capitata (Mediterranean fruit fly), 1851 nucleotides long. Its product is annotated as dihydrolipoyllysine-residue succinyltransferase component of 2-oxoglutarate dehydrogenase complex, mitochondrial. NCBI's taxonomy places the organism in Eukaryota, Metazoa, Arthropoda, Insecta, Diptera, Tephritidae. Gene Ontology annotation, molecular function: dihydrolipoyllysine-residue succinyltransferase activity. The coding region runs from base 1 to 1473 and encodes 490 amino acids. The record is from RefSeq and is a predicted model, not a curated record. The transcript has 7 exons. Gene Ontology annotation, cellular component: oxoglutarate dehydrogenase complex. Gene Ontology annotation, biological process: tricarboxylic acid cycle.
AUGUCGGGAUUAAUUUCGAGGUCGAUACGGCGCCUGCCGCGAGAUGUUCUGAAAUUAGGAAUGCAGGCGGCAUGCAGCCAAGAGGUUAAAUCCGAAGCUGUAAUACGUCAAUUUUCAAAAUUGUCUGCAGUGACACAACCUCAGGUUCAGUCUGGAAAUGAAGUUCUCUCACCGCUUGCAUGCUCCUCAUCCAAGCGAACUAUUGGUUCUUUUGGAGCUCAAUGUUUCCACACCACUAGUAAUUUGUGGGCAAUAGAAACUAUAAAAACCCCUCCUUUUCCCGAGUCUGUGGCGGAAGGUGAUAUCAAGUAUACUGUGAAAGUCGGUGAUUAUGUGGCUCAAGAUCAAGUUGUUAUGGAGGUAGAAACCGACAAAACAGCUAUGCCUGUACCCGCACCUUUCGGAGGUAUAAUUCGAGAAAUUUUAGUUGAAGAUGGCACAACCGUUAAGGCCGGUCAACCCUUGUUUAAACUUGAGAAGGCUGAAGGUACUCCAACUGCCGCUGCUCCAGCUGCGGCUACUCCAACGCCACCACCACCACCACCAAAACCUGCUGCUCCAGCGCCUUCCGCAGCACCCCCUGCUCCAAAAGCGGCUCCUGCUCCGACACCACCUCCUCCACCGCCAGCGGCAAGGGCUGCACCACCACCACCACCACCACCCAAGCCAUCAGCACCUGCUGGGCAAAUUCCAGUUGCCUCAGUGCCUCCUGCUCAAGCAGCACCUCAAAUAAAGGUACCGCCAGGAGACUACUCGCGUCAAAUUACUGGAACUCGCACCGAACAGCGCGUAAAAAUGAAUCGAAUGCGUCUAAAGAUUGCUUCUCGUUUAAAGGAUGCACAAAAUACAAACGCUAUGUUGACUACAUUUAACGAAAUUGAUAUGAGCGCUGCCAUGGAAUUCCGUAAAACUAAUUUGGAUGCUUUCCAAAAGAAGUUUGGUAUCAAAAUUGGCUUUAUGUCUAUAUUUUCAAAGGCCUCUGCUUACGCACUUCAAGAUCAACCCGUGGUUAAUGCUGUUAUUGAUGGACAGGAAAUCGUUUACCGUGAUUACGUUGAUAUUUCAGUGGCCGUGGCAACACCAAAAGGUCUUGUCGUUCCAGUGAUAAGAAAUGUUGAAAGUAUGAAUUACGCUGAUAUUGAAAUUGCACUAGCUGCUCUUGGUGAGAAGGCUAAAAGAAAUGCUAUCGCCAUUGAAGACAUGGAUGGCGGAACCUUUACUAUAAGUAAUGGAGGUGUAUUCGGUUCUUUGAUGGGAACUCCAAUCAUAAAUCCUCCACAAAGUGCUAUCCUGGGAAUGCAUGGAAUAUUUGAACGACCAGUUGCUGUAAAGGGACAGGUCGUCAUACGUCCAAUGAUGUAUGUUGCUCUUACUUACGAUCAUCGAUUGAUUGAUGGGCGUGAAGCUGUAAUGUUCUUACGUAAAAUCAAGGCUGCCGUAGAGGAUCCUAGAAUAAUGCUGGCUGGAUUAUAAAUUCAAUGUCUGAUAAUAUUGGAAAAAUUAGCAUUAAAGCUUUUAAAGCAGAAUAUCUGUAACAUAAAUAUUUAACGAAUUGGAAAUGCACGUUUUAGAUUUUUAUUUAAUUCAGGUCAUUUUGUGCAAGAUUUUUAAUCGUUCUAUUAAUUUAUUAUGCUUUCUUGUUAAUCCUGAACAAUACCCAUGGUCAUAUAUUUGUAUUAUUACUUAAAAAAUUAUUCUGCCUUUUUUCAUUGCCUUUAUUUGGUGUUCUGUAAAAAUAUAUCGAAUUUUUUACUUGCACUUACCAAAAUAUCAUGUAUUUAUGACAAAUGAACACUGCUAAAAUAUAUAAAUAAUCCCAGUCGAAAUGCUUAUAAAAAGUGAUACUGAAAA